This is a messenger RNA of Pelagomonas calceolata, 1172 nucleotides long. NCBI's taxonomy places the organism in Eukaryota, Pelagophyceae, Pelagomonadales, Pelagomonadaceae. The record is from the annotation of a GenBank genome assembly.
GAGGCUCUCCGACCUCGCAAAGCCGAAACACCGUCCGUGGUGCAGCACAGGUCGCAAGAAAGCAGCGGCAGUACCACGGCUACCGUACCAAUCACCUGCCGUCGCAGAUUUUGCCGGCGCGCUCGCAGCAGCCGCGACUUUCGGCCGGCUUUACGCGUGGCACUCUCUACGCGCGCGCAUUAGCAGCAGCGAUGGCGCGACUCCUCGUAGCGCUCGCGCUAACAACGCUCAGCAAUGCCCAGAUAGGCAUGGAGGGCAUGGGCAUGGGUUCUGGCCGCCGCCAAAGAGACAAGGAGCCGCUCGCCUUCAAAGCUGAUUUGCCCUGCAUCAAGUGCGACGUCUGCGAGAUCGUGGCGAGCGAAGUCUACCGAGAGGUCGAGAAACAGCGAGAUGCCGCGCCGAUGACCGUCAAAAAUACGAAGCCGGGUGCCCCCAAAGUCCAGGUCUCGUCGUUCUCGGAGGCGGACGUUUCUGCUGUUCUAGAAGGCGUUUGUAAUAGGCGGAAGGAGCCCGGCGAGUGGCUCUGGUACGUCGAUUUAGUUGAGACAGCGAAGAGCGUCUUCGGGACGGGCGCGCCGUGGCGCGGUCUAACUAAAAAAGAAAAAGCUUCGGGCAAGAACUACCUCCAGGUGUAUCGAACGCAAAGAGGUGGUGAUAUCCGGAAGUGGGACCGCGAAUCGGCAACUGUCAAGAGAUCUUGUGAUUUACUGUUGGACGACGACGUCGGCGAUUUGGAAGACAUUGUGGUACCGCUCUGGCGUGGUUUAAAAGAUGAAAAAGAAUUCAAAAAGCUGCUGUGCCGAGAAACGACGUCGCGGUGCGGCAAGGAACGAAAAGCGGUCAAAGAAAGGGAAGACCUCGAAUUCAACAGGCAGGAGAAGACUCUGUUGGAUACGGAGCGCAUGAUGGAGAACAUGAAGGACCAGGGCAUGCCCAUGGUCAUGCAGUCGCGCGAGGACAUGAUGGAGGAGCUCUACGAGCAGAUGGAGGCCGAAGGUCUAUCGAGGGAGGAGGCCGACGCCUUCAUGGAGUCGGUCCAGGGCGGGUCUGCUGCCGAGGAGGAGAGCGUUGAUGAGGCGUUUUCUGCCGGCACGCAGGAGCCGGACUACGACGAGGACGAGGGCGAGGGGGAGCUCUAAGUAUUUAACACACAUGACAGAUGCCAGCGUGUG